AUGACCCCGGAAGUGUUGGAUGGAGUCAUUAGGGUCCAAGCCUGCCGUCAACCAAACGGAUUUCCCCGCAUGGAUUUGUGGGUCGAAGCCCGCGUUGCGGCCGGUAUUAAAACGGGCAUGUACCUGACAGCGCAGCAGCGCCGACGGGGAACGUUGACAAACUACAAGUUCCCGAUGUACAAGCUUGCUUUCAUGUGGCGUCCGAACGCCCAAACCAGUCACUGGAGAUUAGACGUGUGGAAGUCCUGGAGAGACCGCUCCGUCGAAAAACCUCCGAUGCGCACUUUCGUUAGACCGCCCCCACAACAGGGAUUGGCGACCUUAAACGUCAACGGAAUGGGUGCUAAGCAGCCAGAAUUGGAGAACUUCCUCCGAUGGGCGGACAUUGGGAUCCUGGCCAUACAGGAAACCCUUAUUGGCCGAAAGAAAUACAGAUUUCACCUUCCAGGGUACGAAAUCUACACCCGCCCAGCGGGUAGCGGUUUCCGAGGCCAGGCCUUGCUCGUUAGCCACGCUUACCCUUCUUAUGAAGUGAGCCGAAGCGUCGAUCAGAGUUUCAUCCACAUUCGGGUGGCAAAGCUAAGGGGAAAAUCCCCCUGGCAUGUCAUCUCGGUAUAUCUUCCCUCAGGCGGGAAUUACCGUAGUGAACGAACCCAACGCUUGACCCAGGUGUUGAACGAGUACAGAGCGAUUAUGGCAAAAGACCCCCAAGCGGUGGUUAUUAUAAUGGGAGAUUUUAAUAUGAAGAGAGAGAAGUUGAUUAAGGGCAUUAAGACGGAAAGGACGGGACUCGUAUGCCUCCCCAUAGCUGGGUGUGGGCUUACUUUUCACAGAAAAGGCUCGAAGUGGACGGACGUAGAUAGUAUUCUCGUCAGCCCCGCUUGCCGCGCGUAUAUGCGCCCGGCAAAAGUUGUCCGCAAC
Molecule: messenger RNA, 921 nt
Organism: Suillus paluster
Lineage: Eukaryota; Fungi; Basidiomycota; Agaricomycetes; Boletales; Suillaceae
Product: Endonuclease/exonuclease/phosphatase
Exons: 1
Molecular function (GO): catalytic activity
Source: RefSeq, a predicted model, not a curated record